UACUAGGUGCCGUGUUGUGAUCAUCAUGAUAAUACAGAGAGACAGUCACCUAGCUCUAUGAAUUAACCCAUAUUUGUAUCAGCAUUUAUUCUCCCAUACCCGCCAAACUGUUUAAAUAGUUAGACUGUUUGUCCAACCAAUAGACUAUUUUUUAGAUUUGUCCAACCAGGCUACCAGUUGUUGAUUAAUGAUACAAAAGAACACCCAGUCCAAGUUGAUGGCACAACAGUUAAAACUACAAGCAGACAUUAAACAUUACCCUGUAUCCCAGCUGUAACCUUCUCAGCUGAGAUGUUGUAAAUUGUGUGGAAAAUAAGUUAAGGAAUGUGUGUGUGGAUAAUGGCAAUGUGUGUUCCAGCUGAUUAAAUACCUGACAGAUCAAGAAACCUCAACACAUCAUCAAAAUCAUACUAAAAUCAAAUGUUACCAUAUAGCAGUCCUGCUCAUUUAUUUGCAACAUUGCCCACAAUGACCUAAUACACCCACAGAUAUUUAAGAAUUAUUGUAAGUUAUUAUAAUGACAGCGGAAACAUCUAAAUUUUCUCACAGUAAUGCCCAACCCUAGUUAAACCCAAAGGACAAAAUCAGCUGCCUUUUAGCUGGUUGCUAAUGAUAUUUGGUUGAGACUUGCCUAUCCAGAGCACACUGAAUGCCACAAAUGCAUAAUUCUUGACAAUGCUUGUCCUUCCUGCCCGUGGUAAUGAGAAAGCCGACUCUGUGAAAGUGUCUGACACCUCCUGAUAAACAUAAUCAAAAUAAAGCUAGAAUCUGACAGAAUUCUCUUGGUUCGCGAUUGUUUGACCUUUAUCACAGGUGGGACAGAAAUGAUGUGGAUGGCAUAAUAAAAACAUGGGAUUGAUUUUUCUGAAUUGUUACCCCAGCCACACGGGCUGGAAGUCACCAUGAUAAUUUGUUCUCAAAGUUUGAUUUUGGUUAUUUUCAUGGGAUAUUUUGGAAUUUGGAUAAGAUAAGAUUGUGGGGAAAAUUGUGCCCUCUAGUCAACUCAGAGAUACAUGAUUGCAAGCAGAUUUGUAGAUUGCUACUUAACGACUUGUGUAAAUUGACUCCUACUAUUGUUAGUGGCCCAUAUUUAACCCCCCCGCCCCCUCCCAACACAGCCAGACACACACACACACACACACACACACACAUAUAAAAACAGCCACUUUGUGACUCAUGCCGUUUGACAAAGAUGCAAUUUAGCAGUGAGCUUCGUAGGGGUGGGGGGGUCUGAAAUACAGAUGUGUGAGUGGGUCUCUGGAAGAUAAAGAUAGAAUCUCAUUGAAAAACGCAGGCUGGAUUAAGCUUCUGCCUUGGCUGAGAAACGGGGGCUGGGGUGGGGGGAGCACAUGAGAAAGCCAUUGUGGGUUGCCUGGAGAGAGAGAAACAGAGAGAGAGUGGAAGGAAGGUUUGGGAAAGAGAGAUGGAGGUUUAUUUUAUAAUAUGCUACUUGUAACAGCAGCAUUGCAGGGAAAGGGAGGUGAAAGAGGGCAAAAUGCAGGCAAAACAGGAUUCUCAGAGCCGAGCCCCGGGCAGCCUGGGCAAGGUAGGUGUGUGUGUGUGUGUGUGUGUGUGUGUGUGUGUGUUUGUGCAUAAUGUGUGCAUUAAAGUGGCAUGUGUGUGCAUGUGUAGAAGCUUAAUGUAAUGUGUAUUGAAUGUGGCGUGCAUAGGAGACAUUUUAUGUAUAGGGCUGUCAGUUUAUAUUAUGGUUAUUGUUGCUGUAAUUGUGGUUAUUGUAAUUGCCUACUUUUCCCUAUAUACAUGUUUUUCUGUGUCUUUACCUUCAAAUGCAGUUAAAUUAAAUACUGUCCAACUGUCUUUCCAUGUCUGUAGGUCAUGCCUUCUCUGCCUGUUUGUAGAUAAGACAUGUAACCACAGAUAAUGUUGAGUCUCAGUAUAAUUCUGCCCAACACCCUGUGUGUGUGUGUGUGUGUGUGUGUGUGUGUGUGUGUGUGUGUGUGUGUGUGUGUGUGUGGGAACUGUCUCUGCACAUCUAAAUCAUCUCCGCUGUGUAUCCAGUUUUGUUUUUCUGUAAGGAUGUAAAUCUCACACAAGGGCACAUCUAUGCUAUGGCAGGAUUUUUGAUGCAGAUAUUUGUUCAGAUCAUGUUUCCCUGGCGUUUAACAAGAGGUGACCAAUAUAGAGAAUGAUGUUGAAUGGUGCAUUUUCAGCUUAUGCUUUUUACACCAUGACUAUUAACUUAUAUUUGUCUUUGCCUUAUCCCCUUCAUCUUCCUUGGUGUCUCUCUUCUGUGUCUAUAAUUCCAAUUUCUCUCUACAUUCGCCAUCCUCUCCUUCUCUCGGUCCACUGUCUGUCCACCAUUCUUUCAUCCUGUCACUUCUCUCCCUUAUGUCCUCUCUUUGCCAUUCCCCCAUUCCACUUUUCUUUGUAUCUCUCUCUGUCUCCCUUCUCUAUCGUCCCUCUCUCUGUCUGUCAUCAUUCCCAGGCUCACCCGGCUCUCAAAGCCUUUAUGUGUGGUUCUCUCAGUGGCACCUGCUCUACGCUUCUCUUCCAGCCUUUGGAUCUGGUCAAGACACGGCUGCAGACUCUACAGAACAAUGCCAAGCCAGGUGCACCGAAGAUGGGGAUGUUUACUGUUUUCGUCAGUGUUAUUAGGACAGAGAAUUUCUUCGGUCUGUGGAAGGGAGUUUCACCAUCGUUUGUGCGCUGUAUCCCCGGGGUCGGCAUCUACUUCAGCACCUUCUAUUCCCUGAAGCAGCACUACUUCCUAGACCGGGCACCCAACGCUGGUGAGGCUGUUCUUCUCGGAGCGGGUGCCAGAGCUGUGGCUGGUGUCUGUAUGCUGCCAUUCACAGUCAUCAAGACACGCUUUGAGAGUGGCUGUUACAACUAUGUGAGUGUGUCCGGGGCUCUGAGGAGUGUGUAUGAGACCGAAGGAAUCAGGGCUCUGUUCUCGGGGCUGACGGCCACGCUCCUCCGAGAUGCUCCGUUUUCUGGCAUCUACGUCAUGUUCUACAGCCAGGCCAAGAGGACACUGUCUCAGGAGGUGACUUUGUCGGCCUACGCCCCGCUGGUGAACUUCAGCUGUGGAGUGGUGGCAGGUGUCAUGGCGUCGCUGGUCACGCAGCCUGCAGACGUGGUAAAGACCCACAUUCAAGUCAGUCCAACCCACUGCAGCACGGCAGAUGCUAUUCGCUACAUCUACAUGGAGCAUGGUAUGAGUGGGUUUUUUCGUGGGGCUGUACCCAGGUCUCUUCGGCGCACCCUGAUGGCAGCAAUGGCUUGGACUGUCUACGAACAGCUUAUGGCUCAAAUGGGCCUCAAAUCCUGAAGAGCAAUGAUGCUGAGCCGUGAAAAAAAAAAAAAGGUGGAAUAUGAUGGGAUAAUGAUCUAUUUUCUCACUGAAAGCCUCAUGCAAGAAGAAAAGGGAGCCGAGGAGCUUAUAGAGAGUGAGCCAGCACUUCCAAGAUUUUGAGAAGAGGAACCAGUGGAUGCCUAGAAAAAGAGAGUGAGAAUGCCGUUUGUGCUUGUGUUUUUGUUGUUAUUUAAAUGUUUGUGAAAAUGUGCCUGUUCUUGUCUAUAGGUGUGUAAGUUUGAGAUUGCGAUGUUACACCUGACACACUCUUAUGUCAGUCUUGGACUGAAGUGACACUCCCCGCUGUGAAGUGAACUUAUUCCUCCUCUUACUAUUUAUGUAUGGACACACUGAGGUAUGGCUACCACUCAUAAAAUACACUUGACAGAGGGCCUGUAUCUCGGCUGGGCAGCUUAGUUGCCUUUGACAAGGUGUUUAAAAAUGCUGCCAAGACAAACGGGACAUCAGCAAACUGGUGUACCAUACCUCUGUUGAGGUUGUCAAAAGCAAAGCACAGCAGAGAAGGAGAGAGGAGCUCUGGCCUCUGCCAUAUUUAUGAAACUUAAGAUUGAGCAAUGUUCCUUACUUGCCAAUUGAUAUUAAUUGACAAGCAGACUUAAAGGCCAUUUACUUGUUUCAGGCUCAGACAAUCACAAGUACUCUUAACUACAAUAUGGAAAGAAAAUCUGGGCUAACUUCGGUAACCACACUAAAGCCUUUUUUGCCAUACUGUUUGAAACUAUGCUAAUUUAAACUUGAUAUACAACUAUGGUGCAUUUUUGUUUGAUGAAACCAGAUGUACUUUUUAAAGAAAUAGUGAUAGUCACAUCUCUAGCUAAAAUAUAUUCAGACCUGUGAUGGCAUCUCAGUCAGUUCAGGAUUUUGUGGAUUUUUGAGUUUUGUAAUAGAAAUACUUGAUUAUUUUUUUAGAACUUAAAGGUACCCUGUGGAGUUUCUGACCAUUAGUAGUGCUGUGGAGCAACGUUUUAUGAAUGUGUCCACUUUUUGUUUGUAUUGUGCACACACGAGCAACAUAAUGCUCAGUCUUUGCCUCCAGGUUCAUGCUAUUCUAUUUGAAGACAGUUGGCAGCAGUAACAUAUACAUGCACAUUGCACAUAAACAUGCUUUCCAAACUGCACCGACACACUUACAGUAAAGCGUCUUUUUUAAAACCACAGUGUCCAU
This is a messenger RNA of Xiphias gladius (swordfish), 4502 nucleotides long. RefSeq names its product mitochondrial glycine transporter B-like. The transcript is spliced from 6 exons. NCBI's taxonomy places the organism in Eukaryota, Metazoa, Chordata, Actinopteri, Istiophoriformes, Xiphiidae. Gene Ontology annotation, biological process: glycine import into mitochondrion. Gene Ontology annotation, cellular component: mitochondrial inner membrane; mitochondrion. Bases 2147 to 3292 code for a protein of 381 amino acids. Gene Ontology annotation, molecular function: glycine transmembrane transporter activity. The record is from RefSeq and is a predicted model, not a curated record.